Molecule: messenger RNA, 2394 nt
Organism: Lepisosteus oculatus (spotted gar)
Lineage: Eukaryota; Metazoa; Chordata; Actinopteri; Semionotiformes; Lepisosteidae
Gene: borcs6
Product: Bprotein-1 related complex subunit 6
Biological process (GO): lysosome localization
Cellular component (GO): BORC complex
Source: RefSeq, a predicted model, not a curated record
CUCCGAGAUGGCCGAGCCGGGGGCAGGGGCAGCAGGCCGUGCCAGAACGCUGCGGCCGCGGAGCCGGACCCCCCGGGGCAGGAGCUGGGAGAGGAGGAAGAUCCGGAAGGAAGUGAAGACACUCCCGAGCCCAGUACAGCCAGCAGCAGCACGCCCACGGAGACUGUGGAAGACCUGAGUGACCUGCAGGCCUCCUGCCUUCAGAGCCAGGACCUGCCCAGGAGCGCGGGGGACCCCAGAGACCAGGAGGAUGAGCGGGGCUCCCCUAGUUCCCCACAGAAUAAGAACAGAGUGAACCCCUUUAACCAGGGGCCCCUGCGGGCCCCCAGUUUGCCUGCCUGCCCCCCGCACGUCAUGGCCCAGGUGCACGUGCGCAACGCACCAGCAGGGGGCGCUGCCCUGCCGCGGGGGGAGCGGGAGAGGAUCGUGGGGAGGCUGCAGGACAGCAAGAGCCUGGACGGGAUCAGCCAGGUGUGCGCGGGGCCCCGGGGCCGGGACAGGCAGGGCCCCGGGGCCGAGGGGCGCAGGGCCACGAUCUCCAGCGCCCUGGAGCUGGAGGGCACGGUGAGCCACGACGGCGAUCUCACACACUUCGUCGCCAACAACCUGCAGCAGAAGAUCAAGAUGAGCUCGCGGCAGAGCCUGGACUCGGACAGCUCAGUGCGGAGCAGGGGGCCUCAGAGGAAGCUGGCAGACAUCCCUCCCAUUGACCCCGGGGUGCUGCUGGACCUGCAGAGACACACGCAGGACGUGGCACACAGCGUGGAGCUCAUGAUGCGGAGCCUCAACAGCACCAUCCAGAACAUGACCGCCCUAAGUGUGGGAUACAUCCAGACGUACAGGGACUCUGUGGACAGCCUGGGCGAGUCUGUGGACAUGAGCAUAAAGGGCAUGUACACCCUGAUGGCGCGCUGCGAGGAGCUGGAUCGCUCCAUGCAGCCGAUCCACGGCCUGGCCAAACAGAUCCGCGACCUCAAGCGCACCCUGGACACGCUGGAGUCUCUGUGCAAGUAGUCCGGCCGGGAGAAGGGGGGGCCACCGGACAGCCCCCCCCCCUCUCCCAUCCCCCCCACACCUCCAGCGCGCACAGAUCUGCACACGAGCUUCCCGCUCCCGGCGCUAUGCCGCAUCAUCGUCCUUGCCUGCCCCCCCCGCAUCCCUCUCCCGGGAUUUCCAAGCCUGCGGAACACCCGGAUGCCCCCCAUCCCCAGUCCCCCCCGGCGGAGAUGAGCCUCGGAGUCCCAUCUUCCGUCCCCGCAGCGCGGAGGGGGGGCGCAGGCGGGGCGGGUCGCCCCGAGAUGCGAGAGCAUGGCGCGCGCGGGGGUCAUCAAAAGACAAGUUCCAGAAGCGCAGGGUCUGUCUUUCAUGCGUACACAGCCUGGGUUAGUGCACGUUGUCAGAACAACCCUGUGUGCCAGUCCCAAGUUAGGUGUUAUAUUUCUAUGUAAAAAGUUAUGUAAAAUAUAACGGUUUCAUAUUUUGUAGCGUCUGAUGUAAAGAUUGCUUUUAUUAACUAUUUUUCCAAACUUCUGACGGCCAGGUCUCCUAAUGCUGUAGUUCUCCCGGUUCCUUGUUUUCCUCAUUUGCGUGUGCCGGAAUGUGGUUCAUCUUCGUGUUGAAUGUGCCGCCUCCGAGAGGAGAGCCGUCUCUGAGUGUUCCUCAUUAACGCGUAUGCUGACGGGGGGGGGACACGAUCUUGCUAAGUGAAGGGUUUCUCUGCUAGCUCCACCUAAACCGCCCGACGAGUCCCACGUGUCAUAUCGUUGACGUUUCAGCCCAGACUCCCUCCGUGCGCCGCUCGUUACCUCGGGAUCUGUGACCUUCCGUUCCGCGAUCCCCGGUUGUACCCUCCCUCGAGGUUUGCACUGUCCAGUUUGCGCUGUCGAUCCUUGAACCCCCUCCUGCUGUCCUGAGACUGCUCUGCUGUCAAGUCCCGAGUCCUGAAGGCAGGCUUUCUCGCACGCCUCGGCACCCACUCUGGUCCAGGAAGCGCUUGGCCUCCAGCCUCUGCGGAAGUGGGCUUUUCUCCAAACCUUGUGACCGGCUGACCGACUGAGUGACCCCUGGUGAACUCUUUGCUGUGUGAGACUGAAUCUCUGCCUGUCAGCGGGAUGCUGCUUAUACUGCGCCCUCUCCCCAGUUCUCUGCUGCCCGGUUUUCUGCUGGGGGAGUGGACCGAGCUUUGGUGCCGCAGAGCUGAGGUGAAGUGACCCCGAACAUUGAUGGACAGAAUCUACCGGUCCAGGGGGUAUGAACAGAGUUACGGGUUUGUCUCUGCGACACUGGUUCUGUAAAUAGGUACGACAAUUUCUGUUUUCCCUGCGUUAAAUUUACUGUUUGUCCUAACUGUACGUUUUAAAAAAAUCCACAAUAAAUUGACAAAAAAACUGAAAA